Molecule: messenger RNA, 699 nt
Organism: Rhizoctonia solani
Lineage: Eukaryota; Fungi; Basidiomycota; Agaricomycetes; Cantharellales; Ceratobasidiaceae
Product: Transcription initiation factor IID, 18kD subunit
Exons: 3
Coding region: 1-699 (232 amino acids)
Biological process (GO): transcription by RNA polymerase II; RNA polymerase II preinitiation complex assembly
Cellular component (GO): transcription factor TFIID complex
Molecular function (GO): protein heterodimerization activity
Source: RefSeq, a predicted model, not a curated record
AUGUCACAAACACCUGUAGCAGCUUCGAAUUUGCCGACCCAGGCUCGUCCUACUACCACCAAUGCCCAAACUACAGCUCCAACUACGACUGCGACUUCAGCGACCCUUCCAACUAUGACUGUUCCGACACCGACAGGUGCUCCCACCACCACUCCUCAAUACUAUACAGCCGCACAGUACCCAACUCGCGGACCUAUUCAAUUUACAACAACUCCGGGCCCCCCUUUGACUCCCAGACCAUCCACUACUACCAGCACUGCGGCCACAUCCACUACGCGUCCGGCAACAACAACUUCCUAUACGGCAUCAUCUGCUCCGCGACCAGCUGCUCCCGCUGCCAGUUUUGUCUCUACCGUGGGCGCUGGAAAACAACAACCCAAGAAGGCACCUGCUCUCAAAGGGUCGUUUACGAAAGAUCUCCGACCGAUGAUGUACGCGUUUGGGGACCACUCUAAUCCUGCACCAGAUACUGUGACCGUUAUGGAGGAGAUUCUCAUGGAUUAUAUGAUUGAUGUGUGCACCACGGCGAUGAAAAAGACAAAGAGGACCAACAUUCAAAUCGACGGUUUAAGGGAAGCUCUCUCGCAUCCGGCAGACGUAAAAAAAUUGGCUCGUAUGGAAGAGCUAUUAUUUAUGCAGGAAGAUAUCAAGCGCGCUCGUGCUCAAUUCAGUGAAAAAGACGAUCGAGCAGCUCCGUAA